Oncorhynchus nerka (sockeye salmon) is the source of this 1689-nucleotide messenger RNA. It is a transcript of the gene syap1, whose product is annotated as synapse associated protein 1. Gene Ontology annotation, biological process: regulation of short-term neuronal synaptic plasticity; TORC2 signaling. The record is from RefSeq and is a predicted model, not a curated record. The transcript has 9 exons. NCBI's taxonomy places the organism in Eukaryota, Metazoa, Chordata, Actinopteri, Salmoniformes, Salmonidae. The coding region runs from base 120 to 1223 and encodes 367 amino acids. Gene Ontology annotation, cellular component: nucleus; Golgi apparatus; synapse.
AGAACAAGAAUCGCACCGUUUCCUGGUGACGUAAACACAGAACCAUGAAGGUAAAAUUCUAAGCACUUAGUUUACAAUCGAUUUUCUAUCAUAGCUACAAGCGAAAGACAUCGGCGAAAAUGUUCAAAGGGUGGGGAACGUGGCUGGGUAUAGAGAACACCUCGACGACAGAGGAGAGCGAAGUGGCUGACGUUGCUGUGGAGGAGAAAAUUGUUCAAGACCAAAAUGAAGUAAACAAACAACACGAACCUCCAGCAACAGAAGAACUGGGGCAGGAGGACGGAGACACCGUCCAACUCAUCUCUCAGCAAGCUAAAGGAUUCGGUGGCUUAAUAUUCAACUUUGCCAGCAAUGCUACCAAGAAGAUCUCCAACUCUGUGGCAGAGACCGCACACACCAUCAAGAAGAGCGUGGAAGAAGGGAACAUAGAUGGAAUUUUUGACAAGACUAUUUUGGGGGAUUUCAAAAAAGAACAGGACAAAUUUGUCCAAGAAAAGAAAGCUAAGAAAUCAGACACAGCUGUACCACCAUGGGUUGGCUACAGUGAGGAGGAGACCAUGCAGCAACAGAUCCUGGCUUUGUCCGCUGACAGGAGGAACUUCCUGAGAGACCCACCAGCUGGAGUUCAGUUCCAGUUCGACUCUGAGCAGAUGUAUCCUAUCGCCAUGGUGAUGCUGCAGGAAGAUGAGCUACUGAACAGGAUGCGCUUCGACCUGGUCCCCAAACAAGUGAAGGAGGAUGUGUUCUGGAGGAACUACUUCUACCGUGUGUCCCUGAUAAAGCAGUCGGCCCAGCUCACGGCCCUGGCAGCACAGCAGCAGGCUGUAGACCACAGAGAGGAGCAGAAGACCAUCAGCCCGGAGGGUGUCAUCCUCACAGAAAAUACCAUCAGACCAAAAACACCUCCAGUAUCCAUUAGUGACAUUCCCAAGAGUGGAGAGCAGGAGGAAGAGGAGAAUGAGAUCUCCACCAGCCCUGGGGUCUCUGAGUUUGUGAGCGAUGCCUUUGACUCCUGUAACAUCGACCAUGAAGACCUGAGGAAAGAGAUGGAACAGCUGGUGCUGGACAAGAAGGAGGACGCUGCAACUCCAGAGGAGGAGACAGCGGACUGGGAGAAGGAACUCCAGGCAGAGUUACAGGAGUAUGAGGUGGUGACGGAGGCAGACAACAAAGAUGACAACUGGGAUAAAGAGAUCGAGAAGAUGCUUCAGUCGGACGAGUAGAGGUGACCGACCCGUCUUGCUUCAGUCUAGUAUCUCUGAUAUGAGAGAGAGCACCACGAAGGAUCAGUAACCAUGACCUUGUCUAGUCUAGACCAUAGAAAUAGAAUGGUAUAGAAAUGAAGGGAACCGCUGCAUACAAACCAUUAACUGUUUGUUUCAGCAUACUCUAGAAUGGGAACAUCUAUGGGGUGUAUUCUGAUCUGGUGAUGGUCAGGUGUUGAAAUACUGUAUAAUAUACAUUUUCUGUCUGUACAGUUUAGUGGCUGGCUGUCAUUUUAGCUGUGAACGUUUAUGGCCGAGGAGGCAACUGACAUAUUGCAUAUUGUUAUUUUUUCUCUAUUCUGCUCUUUUCUUUUUCUGGAAUUCUUUUGCAGUUGGGAUGUGUACAUCUUUCCAAAUAAUACUUGUUUCUGUGCUACUCAAAUCCUGCUUUCAGUUUUUCCCUAAUAAAUAUACUUCUUUCCAA